AAGAACCAUUGGUUGAAUGGCAGCUUCAUCUUCGUGGUUCCCCAACGCCACAAAAGAAAAAAAAUGGCCAUACCAAGGCUUCGAUAGAAAACGAUAUUAAUGAAACGAGUGAUAAAAAUACUUUACAACUUUGUCUUGAAAGAUAUACUGCGGAGGAACAGAUCAAAGAUUAUAAGUGUGAUGUUUGUAACUUAAAUUAUUUGGAAGCGGGCGUAUCUUUUAAUCAGAUUCCAGCAAGUAGCGAGGCUUGUACAAGGAGAUUUAGUUGUAAGAAAUUACCCCCAGUCUUAACUUUUGUUGUCGAACGUUUUAGUCGAGAAGGAAAAACAACAUCAAAAAACGAGGCACCCUUUGAAUUUCCAGAGGAAAUUAAUAUGACAAAAUGGACAAGUCUGGCUCAAGAGGUUCUGGAACAGGGUGGAUCAUUAGAUGAUCUGCCAGAUUUUAA
Molecule: messenger RNA, 448 nt
Organism: Racocetra fulgida
Lineage: Eukaryota; Fungi; Glomeromycota; Glomeromycetes; Diversisporales; Gigasporaceae
Source: the annotation of a GenBank genome assembly